Molecule: messenger RNA, 2523 nt
Organism: Chinchilla lanigera (long-tailed chinchilla)
Lineage: Eukaryota; Metazoa; Chordata; Mammalia; Rodentia; Chinchillidae
Gene: Impdh1
Product: IMP (inosine 5'-monophosphate) dehydrogenase 1
Exons: 15
Coding region: 89-1804 (571 amino acids)
Biological process (GO): GTP biosynthetic process
Cellular component (GO): cytoplasm
Molecular function (GO): IMP dehydrogenase activity
Source: RefSeq, a predicted model, not a curated record
GAGACCCGACUGGAGCGCCCGGUGCCCAGCCGGGGCCAGGGCGCCUCCGCGCGGAGAGGCUUCCGCUGGCCUGAGCGGCGGCCUCCGCAUGGAGGGGCCGCUCGCUCCGUCCCCGGAGCCGGGGCCGCUCCCGCUGCCUUUGCAGGGAGGCGGAGCCGCCGCUGUUCCGGAGCCCGGAGCCCGGCAACACCCGGGACACGAGACGGCGGCGCAGCGGUACAGCGCCCGCCUGCUGCAGGCCGGCUACGAGCCCGAGAGCAUGGCGGACUACCUGAUCAGCGGCGGCACGGGCUACGUGCCCGAGGACGGGCUCACCGCGCAGCAGCUCUUCGCCAACGCCGACGGCCUCACCUACAAUGACUUCUUGAUCCUCCCGGGAUUCAUAGACUUCAUAGCCGAUGAGGUGGACCUGACGUCCGCCCUGACCCGGAAGAUCACUCUGAAGACGCCGCUGAUCUCCUCUCCCAUGGACACUGUGACAGAGGCUGACAUGGCCAUUGCAAUGGCUCUGAUGGGAGGGAUUGGUUUCAUUCACCACAACUGCACCCCAGAGUUCCAGGCCAAUGAAGUGCGGAAGGUCAAGAAGUUUGAGCAGGGCUUCAUCACAGACCCGGUGGUGCUGAGCCCCUCACAUACCGUGGGCGAUGUGCUGGAGGCCAAGAUCCGGCACGGCUUCUCCGGCAUCCCCAUCACGGAGACGGGCACCAUGGGCAGCAAGCUGGUGGGCAUCGUCACCUCCCGCGACAUUGACUUCCUCGCUGAGAAGGACCACACCACGCUCCUCAGUGAGGUGAUGACGCCCCGGGUGGAGCUGGUGGUGGCACCAGCAGGCGUGACGUUGAAAGAGGCAAAUGAGAUCUUGCAGCGCAGCAAGAAAGGGAAGCUGCCGAUUGUGAAUGAUCGCGAUGAGCUGGUGGCCAUCAUUGCCCGCACUGACCUGAAGAAGAACCGAGACUACCCUCUGGCCUCCAAGGACUCCCAUAAGCAGCUGCUGUGCGGGGCAGCUGUGGGCACCCGUGAGGAUGACAAGUACCGCCUGGACCUGCUCACCCAGGCAGGCGCUGAUGUCAUCGUGCUGGACUCUUCCCAGGGGAACUCAGUGUAUCAGAUUGCCAUGGUGCACUACAUCAAGCAGAAGUACCCCCACCUCCAGGUGAUUGGGGGGAAUGUAGUGACAGCAGCUCAGGCCAAGAAUCUGGUGGACGCUGGUGUGGAUGGGCUGCGUGUGGGCAUGGGCUGUGGCUCCAUCUGCAUCACCCAAGAAGUGAUGGCCUGCGGCCGGCCCCAGGGCACCGCCGUGUACAAGGUGGCUGAGUACGCCCGGCGCUUCGGUGUGCCGGUCAUAGCAGACGGUGGCAUCCAGACUGUGGGGCACGUGGUCAAAGCCCUGGCCCUUGGAGCCUCCACAGUGAUGAUGGGCUCUCUGCUGGCCGCCACCACCGAGGCCCCGGGUGAGUACUUCUUCUCGGAUGGGGUGAGGCUCAAGAAGUACCGUGGCAUGGGCUCGCUUGAUGCCAUGGAGAAGAGCAGCAGCAGCCAGAAACGAUACUUCAGCGAGGGGGACAAGGUGAAGAUUGCGCAAGGUGUCUCAGGUUCCAUCCAGGACAAAGGCUCCAUUCAGAAAUUUGUGCCCUACCUCAUAGCCGGGAUCCAGCACGGCUGCCAGGACAUUGGGGCCCGGAGCCUGUCGGUCCUUCGGUCCAUGAUGUACUCAGGAGAGCUCAAGUUCGAGAAGCGGACCAUGUCAGCCCAGAUCGAGGGCGGCGUGCACAGCCUGCACUCUUUCGAGAAGCGGCUGUACUGAGGAUGGCGGUGGAGGCCGCGGUGGUGGAGGGGGCACGCCCCAGGACCCCCCUUUGGGCACAGCCUCCCUCCAUAACUGAGUGGUCCAUGGAUUUGCACUACGGGUUCCCCGGCUCUUUUCUAGGGAGAGAGGAAGGGAGGCCCUGAGGGGACUGCAGCCUCUCCCUGGGCACCCUUCACAGUUAGGGCUGCCCUGGGAGCCCCCAGGAUCUCCCUUCUUCAGCCCCUGAGCCCAGCCAGCCUGGGCUCACAGGCCCUGUGCCUGCCUCAGGUCUCUCUCGCUGCAGCCUGCUGUGCCCGGCUCUCACCCCUGGGGCAGGUGGUCCCUCUUGGCUUCUCCUGUAGGGCACCUCCCUCCCUGCCACCCUCCCCUAGGAAAUGGUGCUCUCCUGGCCUUGCCUCUGGCCCCUUCCCGGGCUGCUGCCCUCUCAGCCAUGUGGCACUCUGGGCUCCUGACCUAGGCCACGGGGGAGGUCUCUGCCCCCUUCCCCUGGCCUGAGGCUACCCUGGGCCCUGCUCCUCAGGCCACCUGGGGAAGCAGCUGCCCUGAUGAUGGCCACCUGCCCGUCAUUCCCGACUCGUCACUGUCCCCAGGUGUACCAGUCCUGCCCUCUCCUCUCAGCUGCAGUUGAAGGCUUUAACUUUGCACACUUUGGGAUCACAGUUGCGUCAUUGUAUAUUAAAUAAUCUGAAUAAAUCAAGCAGGUCUCAAUGCCUCUA